Amphimedon queenslandica is the source of this 467-nucleotide messenger RNA. RefSeq names its product kanadaptin-like. Bases 63 to 464 code for a protein of 133 amino acids. The record is from RefSeq and is a predicted model, not a curated record. The transcript has 2 exons. NCBI's taxonomy places the organism in Eukaryota, Metazoa, Porifera, Demospongiae, Haplosclerida, Niphatidae.
AGCCAUACAGAUUGCCUGAUUCAAUAAAGAUUGGUACUGUUUCCGCUCCUCCCUCCUCAACAAUGUCCACUAAACAAACUGAAUGUCAGGAUAAUCCUUUUAAUCCAGCUCUGAAUACACAAGAGCAACUUGAGCCCAAUGAUGUAAUCCAAUCCCAACCGUUAAAACAAACACUCUUGUCUUGUGAUACUACUGAUAGUCAUGACAACUCCAGAUCUACUGAUAAUGACAAUCCUCUUUCUCAUACUUCCAACACUACACCCUCUCUUUCACCUUCUCUUCUCCUCCCUCCUCCUCCUAAAAAGAAAGUAAUUGGUCCUUCUUUGCCGAUUAGAAAGGAACCAACUGACAAGAAGGAAGAUGACAAUCAAUGGCAAGAAGAUGAUAACUAUGCAUCAUGGCUACCUCCUGAAGAUCAAACUGGAGAUGGAAGAACUAAACUUAAUGAAAAAUUUGGAUAUUAAAAA